Messenger RNA from Drosophila sulfurigaster albostrigata, 1088 nucleotides. RefSeq names its product chorion class B protein M3A5. The transcript is spliced from 2 exons. The record is from RefSeq and is a predicted model, not a curated record. The coding region runs from base 89 to 427 and encodes 112 amino acids. NCBI's taxonomy places the organism in Eukaryota, Metazoa, Arthropoda, Insecta, Diptera, Drosophilidae.
GACACGCUGCCAGACAAUCAACAAAUCAGCUUCAGCUACAAUCGUGUUAACAGCAUCAGCAGCAGCCUUAUCCUUAUCAACCAACAACAUGAAGUAUCUGUGCGUUUUCAUCAUUUUUGCCAUGUGCCUGGCCCAUUGCCUGGCUGCCAUCGCGGAGCCAGUCGCCGCAUCCUCGCCGGACGCUGAAGUCGAAUCGGUGGUGGGGGAGAAGAAGACGGAGAAACGUGGCAUCUAUGGCUUUGGAUAUGGUCACUAUGGACACGGCUAUGGCGGCGGCUAUGGACACGGACAUGGUCAUUAUGGUGGCUAUGGCUUUGCCAGUCCCUAUUAUGGCGGCUUCGAGUAUGUGCAUCAUGCCACACCCUACUAUGGUGGCCAUCAUGCUAGUUUCUAUCCUUAUCAUCAUGGUCAUUAUGGUUACUAUUAAGGAAAGCCAGCAACAAUCACAACAACAGUAACAACAUUCCAUUUUAUCAACAAUUGCGUCCCACCACGCUCAUCGCUGCACCAUCACAAUGCAUAAGUAAUAAUAAUAAUUCAAUUUUUUUUUUUUUUUUUUUUCUGUUUCAUAUCAUACGCUAUGAAUAAACAAAAUGUCCUUUGAACGCUUAACAAAAAUCGUGUGUAUUUGAAUUGGCGCCAUGCAAAAAUCGAACACUGCGGUUAGUAUUCGAAAUCGAUGACAUUAAGGGCAGCAAAAUUGACGACACGCUAUCGAUUGUCGAUUCCUUGUAUUGAUAGUUGUUGGUCCAUCAUUUUUGUUGCUCGUUUUUAGAAACCAUCAAUUGAUUCUUAAGAAAACUUUUGCCGUACCAAAAUUGAUGUUUUCGAAAAUAAUUCAAAUUUUAAUUGAGAAAUCAUAGUGAAAUCGUAAACGUCAAAAAAUAUACCCUUUGGUAUAAAAUACAGCAAAUUACCAGAUGUGCUUUUUUGGUAAUUCUUGAGCUUCAAACUGCUGUCAUUUAACAACCUUUGCUUCAUCUUCAUUCGUGUAAAAAUUCCGUUACUCGAUUAUCAAUCUGGCAUUUAUUGAAAUAUGCUAUUCUCCAAAAACAGUUUCAAACCCAGUAUAAAUUAAAAAAAAACAA